GGGGCCCGGGCCUACGCUUGGCGGAACCGCCGCUUCAAGGCGGGCGGGGGGGAAACGGGCAGGGCUGUGGAGAUGGCGGUGACGGCGACGGGGCGGCAGCAGGACCUGGAUAACGUGAGUGCGGGCGGAGCGGGGCUGUGGCGGCUCUGCGGGGCGCGGGGCGCGGGGGCGGAGUGUCGGCGCUCGAGCGGGACUGCGCUCUGUGUGAGGCGGCAUGGGCACGGCUGGCCGUGAGGAGUGCCGAGCUGGAUGCCUGCUGGGCUCCUUGGAAAUAACACAGAGUUUAGAAGAUGAAGCUCUGUUGGAUGCACCACUUACUUCGUCUCAUACACUGUAUUCUCAACUAAGGCCAAGAUUUCAUGCUAUCCCAGUAGUUCUUCUUGCCAAUUUUCUGUUGCUACUGCAUGUUGCUUUUGUUGUUCUAGCAUUUUUAGCAGCCAUGUUUUGUUCUUACCCCAAUCCAAAUCAGGAUAAAUGCCCUGGAAACUAUACUCACCCAUUUAAAGUACAGACUGUCAUAAUAAUUGCAAAAGUAAUUCUGUGGAUUCUGCAUGUGUUUUUUGAAUGCUAUGUCCACCACCACCACAGAAGAAUCAGAAGCAGAGGCUACUUCUUAAUAUAUCGAUCAACAAGGCAUCUCAAGAGGCUUCCGUUGAUGAUACAUUCUGCAGGUAAUGCAGCCCUGCUUUUGAUUUUGUCAACCCAGCAUUCCUUUCCUGAUCACAGUAAAGUGUACCUGUAUCUUAUCUUGGGAGUCCUGGGCCUGGAGCUGAUCAGUUCACUGACAUGUUUAGUGAUUUACACAGUGAAAAUAAGUAACUUCAAUCGUGCGAAGCCAAGACCUGACAUAAUUGAAGAAGAAAAGAUGUAUGCUUACCCUAGUCACAUUACCUCAGAAGUUGGAUUUGGGGAAAAUUCAAGUUUAGAAGAGAUAGUUGAGAAGCAAGGAGAUGUAAUAGAAUAUCUUCAACGACACAAUGCACUGCUCAGCAAGAGACUAUUGGCACUAACAUCUCAGCAAGUCAAAACUUAAACGCUUGGGAAGACUGCUGCUGGAGCUCAGGAGAGAAUACAAGGCAAUACAAUAUCCAAACAGACCUGUCUAGAUGACUCUUCAGUCUUCUUUCACAUUUUGAAAUAGAACUUAAAUUGCAAAGAUGAGCUCUGCAUCCAGUUGUCACAGGUUUACAGUGUACUCGAUGGCUUUUUUCACAUCAGUUCUGAGAAAAUGUUCAGGAACUUAAAGGAUUUUUAAUUCUUAAAAAGUUACAACUGGACCUAUGGUUUAACUUUUUUCAGUUGUUGCUAUUAUUUUGCACUGGUGUAGGUUUUUGAGCUUUAAGUUACUGAAGUACUUUCUAGAAUACACAUUUGUUCUCAAAUAAAACCUAAUUUUGCAGAGGAUGCCUGUCAGUUUACAGUACUGAAGCUGGGAUCUUGGAUCUAUGUGUUCAAUCACUGAACUUCAUUAUUUCCAGCAUUAAAGGUGUUAUACUUCAGUAAUCCUGUACAAAGAAGAUACUUGCAUUCUAGACUUGUUUUCUCCUUUGUCCAGUAAAGGAAUGAAGUUGUUUCCUAUGCCAGCAGGAAUAUUUAGCAUCCAGUUAAAAAAAAAAAAAAGGCAGAAGGGGAGGGUGGUAUCCUAAAAGGUGUUGUUACACAUGUGAGAUUUGAUAGUGUUAUGAUUAGCAAUUCGAGCAGCUGAUCAGAAUGCUGGUGCUAGAUAACAAGAAGGCGUUUUCAGGUCUACUCAUUCUCCUGUUACUGGGAUUGUGUAUCAGCGAAGACUAAACAGGAUUCCUUCUGCCUGCCAAACUAACAUGCAAAUGGUUGGAGUGCUCUCAUUGACCCUGUAACCAAUUUGUGUUCAAUUGAGUUUAAAGUUAGAUCUUGUUAAAGAUGCUAUUGAAGUUGCAUGUAUUCUUGCUCUAUGUUUCAACUCUUCAAAAAUGUCACUGUCUUAAUUCAAAAGCCAAAAUGUAAAUGUGUGUGGUAAAAAUCAGCAGGAGGCAGAAUGGCCUUCUGGAAGUGGAAAAACAAGAGUUUUCAGUUCUGAUAGAAUAGAUUUAUUUGGGAAGGGUGGUAAAAACCAUUCUCUUCAGAUACUUUGUCUACCACUGUAGUCUAAGCAUUAUUUUCGAAGCAAACAUCUGUGGGAAGACAGAAUAAUUACUGGUCAAAACUGGGAGGAAGAUUCUCAUGAGGAGUGGUCUUGUGGUUGAGUGUGAGGGAAAGAAACAUAAAUAUUCUAUUUUUGUACUGGAACACAACUUCAGAAAUAACUGUCUAGUGUAAUAACAAAGAUGGAGAUUGUUACAAUAAGAAAACAAAUGUUGAUAUUUUGCUGUCUAACACUAAACUGUGCCCCCUAAUUGUUUUUUGAAAAUAAAGCCAUGAUUUUUAUAGUAAACUUAGAAAGUAUAUAAAUGUGUUUGUUUUUAGAACUCAGGUCUCAAUGUGAUUGUGUACGCUGACUUAUAUAACUGAUAUGAAAAACAUUAAACUGACUGAAGUUCAUGUACAAUAAAUACAACUAAGGAAA
Messenger RNA from Gallus gallus (chicken), 2542 nucleotides. RefSeq names its product transmembrane protein 192 (gene TMEM192). Gene Ontology annotation, cellular component: late endosome; lysosomal membrane. The transcript has 6 exons. The record is from RefSeq and is a predicted model, not a curated record. Bases 215 to 1033 code for a protein of 272 amino acids. Lineage: Eukaryota; Metazoa; Chordata; Aves; Galliformes; Phasianidae.